Habropoda laboriosa is the source of this 897-nucleotide messenger RNA. It is a transcript of the gene Tsen34, whose product is annotated as tRNA-splicing endonuclease subunit Sen34. Lineage: Eukaryota; Metazoa; Arthropoda; Insecta; Hymenoptera; Apidae. Gene Ontology annotation, cellular component: tRNA-intron endonuclease complex. Gene Ontology annotation, molecular function: nucleic acid binding; tRNA-intron lyase activity. The transcript has 5 exons. The record is from RefSeq and is a predicted model, not a curated record. Bases 1 to 897 code for a protein of 298 amino acids. Gene Ontology annotation, biological process: tRNA-type intron splice site recognition and cleavage; tRNA splicing, via endonucleolytic cleavage and ligation.
AUGAUAGAUUUGAUCUCAGCAAGAAAUAACGUUUUUAUAUGGAGUGCAGAAGACUGGCUGAAGCUUAGACGGGAUUAUCGAAUCAUUGGUGAACUCAUAGGUUGUCUUCCAAAAAAACCUAGACAAGAUAUAUUUUCAGGUCUUCCAUUACUUUUACUUCCAGAAGAAGUAUCUCUUUUACUUGAAAAAAAUGUUGCACGUCUGAUACGAUAUCCCUGUCUUCAAAACCCACCAUCUAAUACCUUAAAGCAAACUUUUGAAGAAUAUAGAAAUACAUUAUAUAUAGAACAAGAAAAAUGCUUAAGGAAAGAAAGACAAAAACAGGUGAUUGGAAUGAUGGACAAAAUUAUAGAAGGAAAGAAACGAAAAAUUCUUGGAAUAGAUACAAGAAAAAAAAAAGUAAGCAAACCAUUAGAUCCAAAAGUACAAGAAGCACUAAAUAAUAUUGAAAUAAAUAGACAAGAUUUAUUAAACGAGGAAAUGGCAAAAUUACCUAAGUUAGAUAAAAGUGAUGCUCUGAUUCAAACUCAUACAGUAUAUCCAUGGACAGAUACAGCUGAUGUGGAAAUAAUAGAAUGGAAAUAUCCUUGCAAUUAUAAACAACAACUUCGUUAUAAAACAUAUAAAGAUCUGUGGGAGAAAGGGUAUUAUGUAACUAGUGGAGAAAAAUUUGGAGGAGAUUUUUUGGUGUAUCCUGGAGAGCCUAUUAUGUUUCACUCUCAAUUUAUAAUCUUAUGUAAAGACAAAAGUGAAGAAAUCCCAAUAACUGAACUUUCAGCUCAAUGUCGGAUUGCUUGCCAUGUUCGAAAGACGCAAGUAUAUGCAUUCUUUUCUGCAAAUCAAGAUAAUAUAAAAUACCAAUCGUUUCAAUGGGCUGAAAGUACUAUGUUUGAAUAA